This is a messenger RNA of Thlaspi arvense, 600 nucleotides long. NCBI's taxonomy places the organism in Eukaryota, Viridiplantae, Streptophyta, Magnoliopsida, Brassicales, Brassicaceae. The record is from the annotation of a GenBank genome assembly.
AUGCCUCAAGAGGAAACAAACCAAGAAAACUCGAAAGAAUCGUCAUCUGAGAUGGAGAUCGACUCAUGGACCAUCAAAUCGGAGAAGAUCCAAACCGCCCAGAAAAUCCAUCUCCGGCCAAUGACUCUCUCCGACAUCGACGAUUUCAUGGUCUGGGCAACCGACUCCAACGUCACGCGCUUUUGCACGUGGGAGCCUUACACGAGCCGAGAAGCCGGAAUCGCUUUCAUAAACGACGUCGUUUUGCCACACCCUUGGCUCCGAGCUAUCUGCUUAGACAACGACCGUCCGAUCGGCUCGAUCUCCGUCACCCCCGUCGAUAAGAUCAGAGGAGAGAUCGGGUAUGUACUCGGAAGCAAGUACUGGGGGAAAGGAAUCGCGACGGAGGCGGUGAGGCUUGUCGCGGCGGAGAUAUUCAAGGAGAAGCCGGAGAUGGAGAGGCUUGAGGCGCUUGUCGACGUGGAUAACGUCGGAUCUCAAAAGGUUCUUGAAAAAGUUGGGUUUACAAGAGAAGGUGUGAUGAGGAAGUUUAUGUGUCUUAAAGGAAAUGUUAGAGAUAUGGUCAUGUUUAGUUUCUUGCCUUCUGAUUCUUUACACUGA